This is a messenger RNA of Strigops habroptila (Kakapo), 2282 nucleotides long. It is a transcript of the gene CDK9, whose product is annotated as cyclin dependent kinase 9. Gene Ontology annotation, biological process: protein phosphorylation. The record is from RefSeq and is a predicted model, not a curated record. NCBI's taxonomy places the organism in Eukaryota, Metazoa, Chordata, Aves, Psittaciformes, Psittacidae. Gene Ontology annotation, cellular component: nucleus. Gene Ontology annotation, molecular function: cyclin-dependent protein serine/threonine kinase activity; ATP binding. The transcript is spliced from 7 exons. The coding region runs from base 42 to 1160 and encodes 372 amino acids.
AGGGGCGGGCGGGCGCGGUGGCGGUGCCGGCGGUGGGCGGCAUGGCCAAGCAGUACGACAUGGUGGAGUGCCCCUUCUGCGACGAGGUGUCCAAGUACGAGAAGCUCGCCAAGAUCGGCCAGGGCACCUUCGGGGAGGUUUUUAAAGCCAAGCAUCGUCAGACGGGCAAGAAGGUAGCGCUGAAGAAGGUGUUGAUGGAAAAUGAGAAGGAGGGGUUCCCCAUCACAGCCUUGCGAGAGAUUAAAAUCCUCCAGCUGCUCAAACAUGAGAAUGUGGUGAACCUCAUCGAAAUCUGCAGGACCAAAGCUUCUCCAUACAACCGCUGCAAGGGCAGCAUCUACCUUGUGUUUGACUUCUGCGAGCAUGACCUUGCUGGUCUCCUCAGCAAUGCCCACGUCAAGUUCACGCUCUCAGAGAUCAAGAAAGUGAUGCAGAUGCUAUUGAAUGGACUUUACUACAUCCACAGGAACAAGAUCUUGCAUCGAGACAUGAAAGCUGCGAAUGUCCUGAUCACACGGGAUGGAGUCCUGAAGCUGGCAGAUUUCGGGCUGGCUCGAGCCUUCAGCCUGGCUAAGAACAGCCAACCCAACCGCUACACCAACCGCGUGGUGACCCUGUGGUACCGGCCGCCAGAGCUGCUCCUAGGGGAGCGGGACUAUGGCCCCCCCAUUGACCUCUGGGGCGGAGGCUGCAUCAUGGCAGAGAUGUGGACGCGCAGCCCCAUCAUGCAGGGGAACACGGAGCAGCACCAGCUCACCCUCAUCAGCCAGCUCUGCGGGUCCAUCACGCCGGAGGUUUGGCCUAACGUGGAUAAGUACGAGCUGUACGAGAAGCUGGAGCUCCCCAAGGGCCAGAAGCGCAAGGUGAAGGACCGCCUCAAAGCCUACGUGAAGGACCCCUAUGCCCUUGACCUCAUCGACAAGCUGCUGGUGCUGGAUCCUGCCCAGCGGAUCGACAGCGACGACGCGCUCAACCACGACUUCUUCUGGUCAGACCCCAUGCCCUCGGACCUCAAAAACAUGCUGUCCACCCACAACCAGUCCAUGUUCGAGUACCUGGCUCCACCACGCAGGAGGGGUGGGCACAUGCCCCAGCAGCCACCUAACCAAGGCAGGAACCCGGCUGCCACCAACCAGACCGAGUUUGACAGGGUGUUUUGAGCAGGGGCUUCCCCUGGCUGGGGGGAAUCCGCAGGUUGCAUUGAGCAGGGAUGUCCCAGCGAGGUCUCUGGCUGGGAAAGGACUUUCUUCAAGGUGAAGUGCCUUGAACCGAGCUCUGACCUCUCCUCGUGCAGCAGCUCAGCCACCGUGGAGCUGUGUGACUGGAGAGACUUGUGUCCCUGCAGCCUGUGGUGGUGAUGUUCAUCUUGCGGGGUUGUCAUUACGGACCCGGUGAUGGAGAAAGUGACUCUGUUGGUGCUGGGGCUCUUGGCAAAUGGUGCUGUGACCAGCAGGACUGGGAGUAGCUGCUGGGAGAUGUCUCUCUUGGUUGAUAGUAGCUCCUAUAUGGUGUAUCUUUGGAACCCUGAAGCUUUGAUGUAGGUUGAGGCAGGUGCUUCUGAGUAAUGCAGAGGUGUCUUGGAGAAGGCAGCGUUGCUCUAGGCAGCAUGACUAACUCCCUGGAGUUUGGGAUGUAGUUUGGGCUUACUGGGCAAACUGGGGGGUGACUGGCAGAGCUUAUUCCAUACAGCCAGGAUUUGCAGUGGGAACUAGCACGCAGCAUCUACGCUUUCUUCCCUGCAAGCUCUCCUCAUGGCCUCUGUCCUGGAGCUCUUGGCACCAGCGCGGAGCCAGCCGGGGCACCGGGAUGGUGCGUGAUCACCUUCUGCUGGACCCUGCCGGGACCGACUCGGUCCUUCACAGCUCGCUGAGCACUUUUGUCUUCCGUGGCCAUCAGCUGCACAUGGCCACCUUCUCGCCGAGCCCCCUGGAUUCCAUCAGGUAACGCGUGUGACGUGCGGCAGGUGAUAACCUUUGGCAGCCGAUGGGGUUGUCCGUUAACCAGGCGGAUGGCAAAAGCCACGUCGGUAGCUUAAGGUCUCAGGGGAGGACGCGGUGGUGAGCGGGGGCCGUUCUCAGGACACAAAGUGAGGAUGAUAAAGGACAUCUACAAGGUAAAUCUCUUGGUGUGGGGGUCUGAUGGCGGCGGCGGGGGGGAGGGUGGUGCGUGUGUUGGGAUUUGGUUGUUUUUUUGGCUAAACCAGAGUUGGUUGCAAGCAAUAAGCCAGAUGGCUUCAGCUGGUUGUGAAUAAACACGAUGCUGUCCCAAAGGGCUGGUUUUAA